AAAUCGGAUCAGACAAUUCGCCGUCCCGUCAGUUGCUGCUUUGAUUUGCUCGACCUCAGUCGAACAAUCAUCUGGGGAAUCCCGCUCGCUCGCUCACUCACUCAUCACCAACUAGUCAAGGCCCGCUGGAUGUGAGAGCGUGGUCGAUUUGUUGUCUGUCCAUCUGAUGUCUCUGAACGAAUGCCAUCAUCGUCGAGGUUUAUGAUCUCGUUGCCCUCGAGAAGCUUGGAGCCCGAGAGCUGCCUGCUGGGUCCAGAAGCGUGAUGAUGGCGCCAAAUGGGAAUGCAAUGCGCGAGAGAGAUGACCGUGGCAGCGUUUGAGGAGGUUGAUUAGAAGGUCUGGGAAUUUGCAGGUUUUUUUGGAGGGACGAUGAUCCAUUUGUGAACGAUAGCGAAUUGGGCUGUCGGUGUUAUCGAGAAUAGGUUGGGUGGAGAAUCGAGAGAUCGGUAGAAGGCGAGGGUGGAGAUUGAGAUUGAGCCUGAGCCUGAGCCUGAGCCUGAGACUGAGCCUGGGGCUGAAAUUUCGUGAGAGCGCAGAGAUGAGUCCCUUUGCUCAGCAGAUGGUGCAGCUGCAGCGAAUGGCGGUGUGGAAUCACAGAAGCAAGAACAUGGACGCGAGCCUGUGGAGCAACCUGCCGGAGGAUCUCGUGGACAGGGUGCUGGCAUGCCUGUCACUGCCGACCUUUUACAGAUUCCGCACAGUCUGCAAGCGGUGGAAUUCGCUCAUCACCUCGCCCAGUUUUCUGCAGUGCUGGUCGGAAAUGGCGACCGAGUGCCCGUGGCUGCUGAUGAUCAAGCGCCGCGACAACCGACUCUGCCCGGCCUACGAUUCGCUCCUCUCGAAAUGGCACGCGGUGUCGCUCAAUUUCUUGCCUCUGCAGGCGACGGAGGUCGUGGCCACCUGCGAGGGAUUGUUAUGUUUGAGGGCCGAGGUCAGUGGCUCUCUCUUCGUCUGCAAUCCCUUGACAAAGCGAUGGCGCGAAUUGCCCACCAUGCUGAUGAAGAAUCAGGCUCGAGGAAUCGUCGGCAUGACGGUGAACAAGGCCACGAAAUGCUACAAGAUCAUCGUGGCCGGCAGCAAUUCCGACCUCUACGAUCGCAAAACGGAGGUUUAUGAUUCGGCCACCGAUUCCUGGAAGCGGAGUGGUGAUCUGCCAGCCCGCACAGAUUUGAGGCCCGAGUACGCAGUGUGCCUGGGGUCCAUGUAUUUCACGACCUCGGAGCCCUUCUCGUUGCUGGCCUUCAACAUUGCGGAGGACGUAUGGCGCAAGGUGGAGGUGCCGAUGCCAUGCUCGCUGACAUGCUCGAGGCUGCUCGUGAACAAUGGGAUUCUCGUCCUCGUCGGAGGAGUGGGCAAGAACGGAAUCUCCCGGAGCUUCUGCAUCUGGAAGCUGGAGAAGGAGACGAUGGAGUGGCAGGAGUGCGAGCGAAUGCCCGACUAUCUGUGCAGGAAAUUCCUCGCCAUGUGCUACCACAAUUACGAGCACAUCAGCUGCAUCGGCCAUAUGGACCUCAUCUGCUUGGCCUCCUUCAGCUGGCCCGAAACCUUGGUCUACGAUGCGUCCCUCAAGUCGUGGCAUUGGCUGCCUCGAUGCCCUCUCACUCCUCUCCAAUCCGGCGGCUUCAGCUGGCUCUCUUUCCAACCUCGCCUCGAUGCUGCAGUUUGAUGCUUGCAGGGUUUGACCGGCCAUUGUACAUUUCGACAAUUUCCUUGUCCCUCUUUUUGGCCCUCGUGCUAACUAACAUUCUGCCGAAUGUUCAUAGAUUGUACAUUUUGUACAUGCUCUCGUUGUUAAUAGAAGGGCAAUUUUCCCGAGCGAGCGAGCGAGAGAGCUUGCUUGCUUGCUUUCGGAUGGGUCUGUAAAUACCUGCAUCCUUUCAGAUUGCGAUUCCCGAGAAGAUUGAUUGAUUGUUAGAUGUGGUUUUAGAUGAGCGCUUCCUUCCGGUGGAGGAGGUGAUUUUGUACCAUGUCUUGGAAACUUGGCGUUGAUCGCCUCGACCAUUUUGCACCGCCUUCGGUAAUAUUUGACAGUCAUCCCAUCCAUCA
Molecule: messenger RNA, 2046 nt
Organism: Marchantia polymorpha subsp. ruderalis
Lineage: Eukaryota; Viridiplantae; Streptophyta; Marchantiopsida; Marchantiales; Marchantiaceae
Source: the annotation of a GenBank genome assembly